Molecule: messenger RNA, 3332 nt
Organism: Nothobranchius furzeri (turquoise killifish)
Lineage: Eukaryota; Metazoa; Chordata; Actinopteri; Cyprinodontiformes; Nothobranchiidae
Product: stress-induced-phosphoprotein 1
Molecular function (GO): metal ion binding; RNA binding; protein binding
Source: RefSeq, a predicted model, not a curated record
GGUGGAGUGAACCCAUCAACGCUGGACGCUCAGGAAGUGGAUUAAACCACCAGAGAUUCCCGCAGAUUGCGAUUUUCCCAAUGUUUCAGCCGUGUCCACGGUGGCUCAAACCUUAGCUUAAACGCAUCUCGGUGUUAUUAUUUAGGUGGAUAAUGUAUGAAUGGUCGCUCUCAUGAAGUUCACCAGGGAUAUAUGUAGGCUGCUGGGACUCGGAAGCGGCCCUGCUGACCAGCAGCAAGAGGACCAGAUGGACUGUGGUGCCAGAAACUCUGACCCAAAUCACGAUGCCACUUUGUCACAGGAUGCAUUAAAUGGUGAAGAGGAUUUGAGUGAAGAAGAAAAGGUUAGACAGAAAGCAGAGCGACGCAAAGCUAAGAGAAAGCGCCGGCGAAAACGCAAGAAGCAAGAACAGGUUAAGCAGAGUGACAGCGUUGAACAGGAGGACGAGGAAGAGGAGGAGGAUGGUGGUGCCGAGUCAGAACUGGAUGAGAGUGGGUCAGAAGCAGAUGUCGUCCCUGAAGAGGAGAAACUAAGAGCCCAAAAACAUGACAGUAAUGAGUCAAAAUCAACAGAUUCUCUCAAGUAUGUUGACUUGCCGGUCACGGCUCCUGCAGGAAUCAAAGGGCAUCAGAAGAAUAAAGCCAGACCCACCGAAGAGGAGCCAGAGUGGGAUGUGAGCAGUGCCUUCUUUGCUAAUGCUGCUAGCCAUAUAAAACCCAAAGGAUCAAGUCGCAAGUCCAAAGAGAACAAGGAGAACGAGGCCAAGAGAGAGACAAGUGGAACUGACACCAUGACCAAGAAAAGCACAUCACUUACAGAAAAAGGGAUCAAGCUGGUGCAAGAAGGACAGUACGCACAAGCGGUUGUUUUGUUUACAGACGCCAUCAAAUGUGACCCAAAUGAUUACAGGUUCUUUGGGAACCGUUCCUACUGCUACUACUGUUUGGAGCAUUACCCUAAAGCCCUGGCAGAUGCCGAAUACUCCAUUCAGUUGGCUCCAGAAUGGCCCAAAGGACACUUCCGCAAAGGCAGCGCUCUCAUGGGCAUGAAGCGGUACAGCGAAGCUGAGAAAGCAAUGGAGCAGGUGUUGAAACUGGACAAAGACUGUGAGGAGGCUGCUAAUGAUCUUUUUAACUGCAAAGUUCUUCAGUUAAUGGAGCAUGGCUUUGAAGAGAUGCAGAGUGUUGCGUUGCUGGAGCGAUUUUCGUCUGUACAGGCUGCUCUUGGAUCUUGUUCUGAUGCAGCUAGAGCCGGGGGCCAGGAUCCAUCGAUGGUUCAACCAGGAAGCCCUUGUCCGUCUCUCUGGGUGGGAAACGUGACAACUGAGAUAACGGAGAAACACUUGUGGGACCUUUUUAAAAUGCACGGUGAGAUAGAAAGUAUUCGUGUUCUGCACGAGAGAUUCUGUGCCUUCGUCAACUUCAGGAAUGCAAACAUGGCUGCCCGUGCAAUGGAGAAACUAAACGGUCAUUGCAUUGAGAACGCACGUUUGGUUGUGCGCUAUCCCGACCGUCGCACUCAGAGGGUCCCUCCCAUUCCUCUUAAGACCUUUCUCCCAGUUACACAGCAGGGAGGGGCGGCUGCUGGACCUCGGAGGCGUGGCCCUGUGAACGGAGACGAGUGUUACUUUUGGAGAACCACUGGCUGCCACUUUGGAGACAAAUGUCGCUACAAACACAUUCCUGAUCAGAAAGGCAAGGACAGGAAACCGUGGCAGCCUUGACCUCCUCUGUUUUGGGAAAGGGAGGUGCGCCAAAUGUGCCCUUGCAGGUGGUAUUAGCCAAGUCGUGAUCUUAGGGCAAAAACAAACGUAUUGUAGCAGAAUGGGAUGGAAUAACUGAAAGUGCCAAAGACCUAAAUAAAAAACAGCCAGAGGUAACACGGCCCUAACAGGACAGGACCACCUAAUCCCACACUAAACCUCACCGGCCAGGAAAAUAAAAUGGAAGUGUAAAAGAUUUUUUUCCCUAUUGAAAGUCAUCGCUAAUGUCCCACAGAGCAGUAGAGUACCGAUGUGAUGUCCUCCUGCCAUCUAAAAGCUGCGUUUCUCCCUUUAUUUGAAGUGCAGUAAAUGAAUGGCUGGUUUUUAAGAUGAAUUUAAUUCAGUUGGACUUGAUGAGCACCCUGGAGCUGCAGCUGUUCCUGACAUCCACGGCACCAGACCAAAGACUUUGCAACAGACUCGCUCGACAUUUCAGUACUUCCCCUUUUGCGGUUUUAAGCUUCAUAAGCAAAGUAAAUGUUGACAAGGGGAUCGAAACUGUAAUGUGUAGCCUUAGUGAAGAUAUGUGACUAAGGAAAUAUAAUUAGAUCGAAUUGGUCAGUUAUUUACGCGGAUCAGGUGCAGAAUUAGCUUUAUGAAUUGUUGCCAGUCAGACGAGCAGAUCUGGAAUGUUAUGAAGGACUUUGUGUCCUAUUAACAAUCGCAGCGCUCAGUGUUCAGCGAGUCGGUCUGAGGAGGAUUGUGUGUUUUCUUUAAAGCAGUUUUCAGACUAGAUGUUCUCGUUUAGUUGAUCUGGAUCAUGUGAUGAGUAGUGUGUGUGUGUGUGUGUGUGUGUGUGUCACACACAGAUUUACCACACAAAUAAGCAGCACCCUAGUUUAAGAGACACUCUUGAACCAUUUCAUAACAGUGUUUAUGACCGUGACGCUUCCGUUUCAGUAUUUCAGUGAGUUGAUAAAUAAAAAAUAAAAAACACAGUUCCCUUACUCUGGACACUAAGCAGUGAGUUACAAGCCCUCUGGUGUGUUUAGAUCAUCCACUAGGUGACGACUUCAGCCCAGAUCCACACUACAUUCACUAGUUUACUAUGCACUGCGCAGUGAGAGUAUUUAUUUUAUUUAUACAUGUUGAUUUUUAAAAUAAUUAACUUUCCAAACCUAAUUUAACCCUUUUUUCGUUGUGAUUGAGCUCUUUAUGCAUUUUGUGCUUUAGUUAUCUGCCUUUGUCUCACUCUCAGGAGAUUAGUCACACGCUGCACUUCUGCUUUUCUCUUCUGCAACUUAAACCUGUGGCAAGCACCAACUGACUUCUCGCUCCUUCACCGGUGGUGCUGUUCAGUAUUUUAGAUACUUUUUGGAAAGUAAAUGAAAGUUUCUAGACUUAUAACUUAUGAUUUCAAACAAAUCUUUUAAUUUCUGUUGUACAAACUUGGAUUUUUAAUGUUUGCUUUUAGGCUAUUUUACGCUUUCAAACUAUUUCACUGAAUAUUUUUUUCCAAAUUCAAAAAACAUUUAUAACAAACUGUAAUUCUGUUAAUAAAUGUUAGUAUUUUUUGUAUUACUGUUUUGCAAAUAAGAGUUUUAUAUUUAAUAAACAUAUUUGACCCGUA